Molecule: messenger RNA, 2436 nt
Organism: Neomonachus schauinslandi (Hawaiian monk seal)
Lineage: Eukaryota; Metazoa; Chordata; Mammalia; Carnivora; Phocidae
Gene: PDE4D
Product: phosphodiesterase 4D
Exons: 15
Coding region: 1-2436 (811 amino acids)
Biological process (GO): regulation of cardiac muscle cell contraction; cAMP catabolic process; signal transduction
Cellular component (GO): perinuclear region of cytoplasm; cytosol; nucleus
Molecular function (GO): transmembrane transporter binding; ATPase binding; 3',5'-cyclic-AMP phosphodiesterase activity
Source: RefSeq, a predicted model, not a curated record
AUGGAGGCAGAGGGCAGCAGCGUGCCAGCCCAGGCGGGCAGCGACGAGGGCAGCGACGGCGCCGGAGGGGCCACACUCAAAGCCCCCAAGCACCUCUGGAGGCACGAGCAGCACCACCAGUACCCGCUCCGGCAGCCCCAGUUCCGCCUCCUGCACCCCCAUCACCACCUGCCCCCGCCACCGCCGCCCUCGCCCCAGCCCCAGCCCCAGCCCCAGUGUCCGCUGCAACCGCCCCCGCCACCCCCCCUGCCACCGCCCCCGCCGCUGCCCGGGGCUGCUCGCGGCCGCUACGCCUCGAGCGGGGCCACCGGCCGGGUCCGACAUCGCGGCUACUCGGACACCGAGCGCUACCUGUACUGCCGUGCCAUGGACCGCACCUCCUACGCCGUGGAGACUGGCCACCGGCCCGGCCUGAAGAAAUCCAGGAUGUCCUGGCCCUCCUCGUUCCAGGGACUCAGGCGUUUUGAUGUGGACAAUGGCACAUCUGCGGGACGGAGUCCCUUGGAUCCCAUGACCAGCCCAGGAUCUGGGCUAAUUCUCCAAGCAAACUUUGUCCACAGUCAACGUCGAGAGUCCUUUCUGUAUCGAUCCGACAGCGAUUAUGACCUGUCUCCAAAGUCUAUGUCCCGGAACUCCUCCAUUGCCAGUGAUAUACAUGGAGAUGACUUGAUUGUGACUCCAUUUGCUCAGGUCUUGGCCAGCCUGCGAACUGUGCGAAACAACUUUGCUGCGUUAACUAAUUUGCAAGAUCGAGCACCUAGCAAAAGAUCACCCAUGUGCAACCAACCAUCCAUCAACAAAGCCACCAUAACAGAGGAGGCCUACCAGAAACUGGCCAGCGAGACCCUGGAGGAGCUGGACUGGUGUCUGGACCAGCUAGAGACGCUGCAGACCAGGCACUCCGUCAGUGAGAUGGCCUCCAACAAGUUUAAAAGGAUGCUUAAUCGGGAGCUCACCCAUCUCUCUGAAAUGAGUCGGUCUGGAAAUCAAGUGUCAGAGUAUAUAUCAAACACAUUCUUAGAUAAGCAACAUGAAGUGGAAAUUCCUUCUCCAACUCAGAAGGAAAAGGAGAAAAAGAAAAGGCCAAUGUCUCAGAUCAGUGGGGUCAAGAAGUUGAUGCACAGCUCCAGUUUGACAAAUUCAAGCAUCCCAAGAUUUGGGGUUAAAACUGAACAAGAGGAUGUCCUUGCCAAGGAACUAGAAGAUGUGAAUAAAUGGGGUCUUCAUGUUUUCAGAAUAGCAGAGCUGUCUGGUAACCGGCCUUUGACUGUUAUCAUGCAUACUAUUUUUCAGGAACGGGAUUUAUUAAAAACAUUUAAAAUUCCAGUAGACACUUUAAUUACAUACCUUAUGACCCUGGAAGACCAUUAUCAUGCUGACGUGGCCUACCACAACAAUAUUCAUGCUGCAGAUGUAGUCCAGUCAACACAUGUGCUGUUAUCUACACCUGCUUUGGAGGCUGUGUUUACAGAUUUGGAGAUUCUUGCAGCAAUUUUUGCUAGUGCAAUACAUGAUGUAGAUCAUCCCGGUGUGUCAAAUCAGUUUCUGAUCAAUACAAACUCCGAACUUGCCUUGAUGUACAAUGAUUCUUCUGUCUUGGAGAACCAUCAUUUGGCUGUGGGCUUUAAGUUGCUUCAGGAAGAAAACUGUGAUAUUUUCCAGAAUUUGACCAAAAAGCAAAGACAAUCAUUAAGGAAGAUGGUCAUUGACAUUGUACUUGCAACAGACAUGUCAAAACACAUGAAUCUACUGGCUGAUUUGAAAACUAUGGUUGAAACUAAGAAAGUGACAAGUUCUGGAGUUCUUCUUCUUGAUAAUUAUUCUGAUAGGAUUCAGGUCCUUCAGAAUAUGGUGCACUGUGCAGACCUGAGCAACCCCACGAAGCCUCUCCAGCUGUACCGCCAGUGGACGGACCGCAUCAUGGAGGAGUUCUUCCGCCAAGGAGACAGAGAGAGGGAGCGGGGCAUGGAGAUCAGUCCCAUGUGUGACAAGCACAAUGCAUCUGUGGAAAAGUCACAGGUGGGCUUCAUAGACUAUAUUGUUCAUCCUCUCUGGGAGACAUGGGCAGACCUCGUGCAUCCUGACGCCCAGGACAUUCUGGACACUUUGGAGGACAAUCGUGAAUGGUACCAGAGCACAAUUCCUCAGAGCCCCUCCCCAGCGCCUGAUGACCAGGAAGAAGGCCGGCAGGGUCAAACCGAGAAGUUCCAGUUUGAACUCACUUUAGAGGAAGAUGGCGAGUCCGACACCGAAAAGGACAGUGGAAGUCAGGUGGAAGAAGACACUAGCUGCAGUGACUCCAAGACUCUCUGUACUCAAGACUCGGAGUCUACUGAAAUUCCCCUUGAUGAGCAGGUGGAAGAGGAGACAGUGGGAGAGGAAGAAGACAGCCAGCCCGAAGCCUGUGUAAUAGAAGAUCAUUCUCCUGACACGUAA